Messenger RNA from Phalaenopsis equestris, 1202 nucleotides. Its product is annotated as proteasome subunit beta type-5-like. The transcript has 8 exons. Gene Ontology annotation, molecular function: threonine-type endopeptidase activity. Bases 38 to 1003 code for a protein of 321 amino acids. Gene Ontology annotation, cellular component: proteasome core complex. The record is from RefSeq and is a predicted model, not a curated record. Lineage: Eukaryota; Viridiplantae; Streptophyta; Magnoliopsida; Asparagales; Orchidaceae.
AACCCGUCACCACGCUCGAGAUCUCCCUGGAGAACCCAUGUUAGCUCGGGCUGUGCGGCCCCAUCUUCAUUUUCUCUGUUCCGAUCAAAGCCACAGUUCUUCCAAUCCCCGCGACCAGCGAGCACUUCGGAUCCCGGCAAAGGACCCCCUUUUUGUUUCAAUUUUUUUAGCCGAUAUACCCGAAAUGAAGCUCGACACAAGCGGCUUCGAAGCUUUGGCCCAGCCCAGCAGAGAACUCGAUGUUCUGGCAUGCGAAUUCAGGAGCUCACCUGCGUUUGAUCUCCCUAGCUGCACUGAUUUUGAUGGGUUUCAGAAGAACGCCUUACAGAUGGUGAAGCCGGCAAAGGGAACGACUACUCUUGCAUUUAUAUUCAAAGAAGGCGUCAUUGUGGCUGCCGAUUCCCGAGCCAGCAUGGGAGGAUAUAUCUCUUCACAAACUGUCAAGAAAAUUAUUGAGAUAAACCCAUACAUGAUUGGUACAAUGGCCGGUGGAGCUGCAGACUGUCAAUUUUGGCAUAGAAACUUGGGGAUCAAGUGCCGUCUUCAUGAACUUGCAAACAAAAGAAGGAUUUCAGUGACAGGUGCUUCUAAGCUUUUGGCAAAUAUUCUCUACUCGUAUCGUGGAAUGGGCCUCUCAGUUGGUACAAUGAUUGCUGGAUGGGAUGAAACGGGCCCAGGAUUAUACUAUGUGGACAGUGAAGGUGGCAGACUGAAAGGAAAACGAUUCUCUGUUGGAUCUGGUUCACCAUAUGCCUAUGGGGUGCUUGACAGUGGAUAUCGAUUCGACUUGUCAAUUGAAGAAGCAGCAGAACUUGCUCGUCGUGCGAUUUAUCAUGCUACUUUUCGUGAUGGAGCGAGUGGUGGAGUUGCUAGCGUUUACUAUGUUGGACCUGAUGGUUGGAAAAAGCUUUCUGGGGAUGAUGUUGGCGAGCUGCACUACAAGUAUUAUCCAAUUGCCACCCCCUCUGUGGAGCAGGAGAUGGCCGAAGCACCAGUUGCUUAGGUUCCACUUCUAGCUAAUGCUGCUCUCACUGGAACUUUGGAAAUGUUGCACAUUUUGAAAAUUGAGACUAUCAGAAACUUUUGUGGUCCAUGUCUUCUACGAUUUAAUGCUCAAAUUCCUUUUUAUGACAUUUACAUCAGUUGAAAGUUCAACAAAACAUGAAUUUUACGUAUGAAGCUACAAUUUAAAUUUGUUGCAG